Stegodyphus dumicola is the source of this 914-nucleotide messenger RNA. RefSeq names its product transmembrane protein 216-like. The record is from RefSeq and is a predicted model, not a curated record. Gene Ontology annotation, biological process: non-motile cilium assembly. Lineage: Eukaryota; Metazoa; Arthropoda; Arachnida; Araneae; Eresidae. Gene Ontology annotation, cellular component: ciliary transition zone.
GAGGCAGUGGCGUAGCUAGGAUGGCGCAAGGGGGGGGACAUCUGUCCCUGGGCGCUGGAAACUCUAGCUACGCCCCUGCAGAUAGGCCAUUCUCCUAACAUCAUCAUCAUCAAUACUGCUAGUUGCCAUGGUGACAUCGCGAAGUUCUGUUUGAAUUUCGUAUACGCAAUGUGUUUUCGAUGCUUCGAUUCUUCCGUGCAAUGACCAUCGUUUCGCCUAACUCCUCACUACUUUGGACUUAUUUCAUUGUUUGAACUACUGUUUACACCUACAGAUAUGCUACUUAUACGUUAGGCUAUUUAUAUUAAUCUGGAAUAGGGCUUCGGCCACCUUACAACAAGUGAGCAUCAUGACAACUAAUACCAAAGAUGAAAUGUAUAAACCCUUUUCUUCGUUAUCCUAUCAAAUUCUGCUUGUAAUAGGCUGGUGGUAUAUUAUAAUAUAUGCCUUUGUAGAAACUUUACUUCUGUUAUUUAAAAAAUUUUAUUUUGUGUAUCCUUUCCCAAAUUUUCUCUCAGAGGUGGCUCUUCUGUUUUUCCUUUUUGGUGUUGAAAGUGUUCGUAAUUUCUUAGGGCAAAAGGGUAAUCUCACAGAGCGAAUGCUGUCUGUUGUUUUAUCAUUACUUCUCACUGUGCCUGUAGUAGCUGGAGUGUGUUAUUUUUUGUGGUGGCAAACAUAUGUUUUGAUGAUUGAUGUUAUUCUCUCUGUAAUUUUACUUGUUUUUUUAAGUUUACAAUGCCUUUUUUCUAUUUUUACUCUGUUUACAUUCAAAAGGUAACAUCACUAGAGACAGCUCUUUUAUUUUUUAUAUCUAAUACUUGAUUCCAUGCCAUUGAUGAAAUUGUGCCAAAUGUAGAUGUUAUGUACUGCAUGCAUUGAAACUGAUUUGGAAUAAUUACUUGUUUUUUGAAUAA